Molecule: messenger RNA, 294 nt
Organism: Cavenderia fasciculata
Lineage: Eukaryota; Evosea; Eumycetozoa; Acytosteliales; Cavenderiaceae
Exons: 3
Coding region: 1-294 (97 amino acids)
Source: RefSeq, a predicted model, not a curated record
AUGCAAUUUCAAGCAUUAAGAUUAUUUCAAAGAGCUAGACAUCAUGUACCUUUGAUUAAAUUCCCAAGCAGACAUGGAGCUCCAGUAAACACUCAUUCUACUACUACUUCACAAUCUAGUUCUGCAUCUUUUGUAGCACCAUCAUCAAAUACUAAUAAUAAGAACAAAAACUAUACAUAUCUCGCUCAAGCUCCACAUAAAAGACUUGCAUUAAAACAAGAAGAAAUGGAUAUGAUCAAUCUUGGAGGUAUUUUCGAUCCACCAGCACCACCAAAGAAACCAUCAAAGAAAUAA